This is a messenger RNA of Yamadazyma jaroonii, 687 nucleotides long. The record is from the annotation of a GenBank genome assembly. Lineage: Eukaryota; Fungi; Ascomycota; Pichiomycetes; Serinales; Debaryomycetaceae.
AUGGAAGGAAUGUGGAUCAUUGGAUAUGGUUCAUUAAUCUUUAAACCUCCUCCUAUAUAUUCAUUCAAAGUCACAGGAUACCUUGAAGGAUAUAUUAGAAGGUUUUGGCAAUCAUCUUCCGAUCAUAGAGGUACUCCUGAAAGUCCAGGGAGAGUGGUGACAUUAAUUAGUUUACAGGAUUUACUAGAAAACCCUAAAUUUCAUAAUGAUCUACAAAUGUAUGAACUUAACCAGUCGGAAAUCACCACCAAAACUCAUAAAAUAGAUCAAUUAGCACCUAAAGAUUUGAAAGUUUGGGGUUGUGCUUAUUAUAUUGAUGGUAAAGAUGUUGAAGAAAUGAAAGAAUAUCUUGAUGUUCGAGAACAAGAUGGUUAUACCACUCAUAUGGUACCUUUCAGGAUAACUGAAGUCCCACAAGAUGAAAAGGCUCGAGCAGUUUUGGAGAAAAUACCUAAAGAUGAUAAUAUGUAUUAUAUCAAAUCAUCAGUUUAUAUUGGUACCAUAGAUAAUGAAUCAUUCAUCGGACCCGAAACCAUCGAGGAUACCGGUAAAGUAAUUAAGCAUAGCAAAGGACCCAGUGGUGAGAACAUUGAAUAUUUACGGAACCUUUGUCAUAGUGUAAGAGAUUUAAGUGCUGAAUCAGUAGAUUUGUAUUUAGAAGAUUUACUUUCUCUUGCUAGUAAAUAG